This is a messenger RNA of Amblyraja radiata (thorny skate), 2769 nucleotides long. RefSeq names its product propionyl-CoA carboxylase subunit beta (gene pccb). Lineage: Eukaryota; Metazoa; Chordata; Chondrichthyes; Rajiformes; Rajidae. The transcript has 15 exons. Gene Ontology annotation, molecular function: propionyl-CoA carboxylase activity. The record is from RefSeq and is a predicted model, not a curated record. Gene Ontology annotation, cellular component: mitochondrion. Bases 968 to 2623 code for a protein of 551 amino acids.
AAGGAAGGAAGGAAGGAACGAGCGUGCGAACCGAAGGAAAGCUCAGUCCCUCGCAACCCGCCCCGACAUGGCCACCAUUACCCUCACCCCGCGGCGGCUCUCCUGCCUUCCUUCCCACCGCGGACUGCCCGCUGACGGUAACAGCCCGCCCCCUGUUUAAACGCUGCCCGGGUUCGGAGGAGGAGCGCGAGGGGCGACCAGAUUUUUGUUUCAAAUGGUGGAAACGUUCGGUUUUAAAAAGAGAGGAGAAAAAAAACGGAAAGAGCUCGAACGCCGGUCACGUGACUGGAAGAAAAAAGAAGGUAACGAAGCGCCUUUCCCAAUGCCUGAUCCGUUUCAUCCUUGCGAAAAAAAACAGACGUUGAUUUUCCCCCGCCCCCCAUGACAUUAAUAUCCUUUCUUUUUAUGAAGACGCAUGCAAAAUAAAUAUCAUCGAUUGAAGUUUUUUUUAUUUGCCAGCUUUGGCCCUCGUGAAACCCUUGAUUUGAAAGCAUUUCUCCUUGUCUGCGUUCGCAUUGCUUUUUGCGUGGUGCGUGUCUGAGCAGACGGGCGGGUGACUUCCUUUUUAUAGGGGGGGUUGGGUGGCUGCGCACCGUCCUUUAGCCAAUGACAAUAGCGUCGGUGGAGGUCCUUCGUGAACGGGGCUGGGGCUCCCCGCGAGUUCGGCUGGGAUUUGUAGUUCUACACUAGCCCCAUCAUGGCGGACGACAUCAUCGCGCCUGUUUACUGCGAACUACAACUCCCAGCAGUCACACCGCAUUAAUUUUAGCCGUUUCCAUUGCGUCUGCUCGAUCCGCCAACCAUGUCGACGUGAUCGAACCCGUCCCCUCCUACAUGAUUGGUCGAAAGCUGCGCCGGCGUAGCAUCUCCCGAAGCCGAUUGGUUACUCCGGCCGUCGAUCAUCCAGGGUGGACCGCGGGCUGAGCCGCCUGGUUCGCGCAAAGCUCGAACCCCCGCAUUCGGGAUCAUGGCGGCUGGACUGUCAGUGUUGUGUUGUUCCCGCUCGCUCACCCGUGUGCUGCGGGUGAGCAAAUACACGUCUCUUUCUGCGACCCGUAGAGUUGCCAAGGAGCCGAAGCAAUGGUACUCAGUCGGCAACUUGACCGUGCAGGAGAGAAUCGAGAGGAAGUCUCAAAGGGCGAUGCUAGGAGGAGGUCAACACAGGAUAGAUGCCCAACACAAGAGGGGGAAGCUGACUGCCAGGGAACGUAUCCAGCUGCUCCUGGACCCUGACACCUUUGUAGAAUAUGACAAGUUUGUUGAACACAGAUGCUCAGAUUUUGGUAUGGGCACAGAAGACAAUAAGUUUCCUGGUGACAGCGUUGUGACUGGUCAGGGCCAAAUUAAUGGGCGACUUGUUUAUGUCUUCAGCCAGGACUUUACAGUCUUUGGGGGAAGUUUGUCAGGAGCUCAUGCACAGAAAAUCUGUAAGAUAAUGGAUCAGGCUCUCUUGGUGGGAGCCCCAGUAAUAGGUCUGAAUGACUCUGGAGGGGCACGUAUUCAGGAAGGUGUGGAGUCCUUGGCUGGUUAUGCUGAUAUUUUCCUGAGAAAUGUAUUGACCUCCGGAGUCAUUCCCCAGAUCUCCCUCAUCAUGGGUCCUUGUGCUGGUGGUGCUGUCUAUUCACCUGCCUUAACUGACUUUACAUUUAUGGUAAAGGGUACUUCUUACUUAUUCAUUACUGGCCCAGAUGUGGUGAAAUCUGUUACCAAUGAGGAUGUGACUCAGGAAGACCUUGGUGGUGCAAAAACCCACACUGCAGUUUCAGGUGUUGCACAUAGGGCUUUUGAAAAUGAUAUUGAUGCCUUACUGAACUUAAGAGAGUUCUUCAAUUAUAUACCUCUGAAUAACAAAGAUCCAGCUCCAAUAACAGAAUGUCAGGAUCCAUGUGACAGGUUGGUGCCGGGCUUGGAUACAUUGGUUCCUCUUGAGUCUACAAAAGCAUAUGAUAUGUUGGAUAUUGUCCAUGCGAUUGUGGACGAAAGGGAAUUUUUUGAGCUCAUGCCCAAUUAUGCAAAGAAUAUUAUUAUUGGAUUUUCCAGAAUGAAUGGAUGCACAGUGGGAAUUGUGGGCAAUCAGCCUAAAGUGGCAUCAGGUUGUCUGGACAUUAACUCUUCGGUGAAAGGAGCUCGUUUUGUCAGAUUCUGUGAUGCAUUUAACAUCCCUAUCAUUACAUUUGUAGAUGUGCCUGGAUUCUUGCCAGGAACCAAUCAGGAAUAUGGAGGAAUAAUCAGACAUGGUGCAAAGUUGCUUUAUGCCUUCGCUGAAGCAACAGUUCCCAAAAUUACGGUGAUCACUCGAAAGGCAUAUGGUGGUGCUUAUGAUGUGAUGAGCUCCAAACACUUGAGAGGAGACUUGAACUAUGCUUGGCCAACAGCUGAGGUUGCAGUUAUGGGCGCUAAGGGUGCUGUGCAGAUUAUCUUCAAGGGGAAGGUCAACAAGGAGCAAGCAGAGGCACAGUAUGUGGACACCUUUGCAAACCCAUUCCCAGUAGCAGUGAGAGGUUUUGUCGAUGAUAUAAUUCAACCAGCAACCACUCGAAUGCGCAUUUGUCGAGACCUAGAGAUGCUGGCAAACAAGAAACAGACCAAUCCUUGGAAAAAACAUGGCAACAUCCCUUUGUAACAAAACUUUUAGGAUUAUAUGCAGAUAGCACAGAAAAAAAUUCAUUUCAGGAAAACUCGAUUAUUUAAAAUCAAAUAAAUCUUCAUUUGGUAGCAGGAACUUCUUUUGGGUAUAACAAAUUAACAGAAUAAAUUGUUCUUGUUCUA